AGCGCCCAAUAGAGGAGUUCCGCCCUCAUUCCAAGCCGGCCGUGACAGAUAUCCCUUAUUCGGAGACUUUACGAAAGACCUGGAAUAACUUCACAGCUGCUUUUCAGCGUGCUAACUCAGAUCAUCCAAUAGAUAUUAUACGAUCGACGACCUCUUAGGCAUCGUGCCAAAGGAAGAUGAAAUGAUAGUGAUAGAAUAGAAGGACGAAGUUCUCGAGGCUCCACUUUUUAAGAGCCAAUCGAAGGAUAGCAUUAGCAUCGAGACCGCUAAUGCCUUCGGUAACCGCCAACAACUGCUGGGUCUACGAGCAGGAUAUGCGGUCCCUCCAAGAUAAUAUAAUAUCCGAGCUGAGGGCCUCUAUCUAAUGAACCUCUUUGAGUCCGAAGCUACGCGGAUGGUGUAUGCUGGUUAUACGGAUCCGAACAUACUUUCCAGGCAUUAUAUGUCUCGAAACGGCGCAGACGGCCAGGCGGCCUACCACGACCAGAAACGGCGGGCCCUUAUUCUCGAUCUAUUCCGUGGAUUGAUAAUACAUCGAAAUCCGAAUCUGUUGUAGUGCCCACCUACAAAGACGCGAUUCGAAUUCGAUAACAAGCCGGAGUUGAUCGAGAUUAAUAAGAAACUCGCUAUACGACGGGGCAUAACUGGCACGGAAUGGUUACUCGAGCGAAAGAAUCUCUAUAACGAAAGGAGAAAACUACUCAAUAGCGAGCUCCGAGAGUGGCAAAAGAGUUAACUAAUUAAGUAUAAUGACCUUCCGGGAUACUAUCGGGCUAUAUUCGACCGAGUCAGUUUUAUGAUAUCAGAAAGACGCCGUCUUGCCGAAAACCUUUUCGAUAUCGAUACGAUGCGGAGCUCUGUGGGUCUCGAGGUACUACGCGACAUAAUUUCACUUUAUUAAUAGAGCUCCGUCGUGAGAUAUCGACUUGGGUUGGAGCUAGAUAAGUGCUAUUGUAAGAAAGACGACAAUAGCUCGGUUUCCGGCUUUGGCGAGGGUGGCGACGGCUCUUCCUAUAAUUGGCGACAUAUAUACG
This is a messenger RNA of Lasiosphaeria miniovina, 1034 nucleotides long. RefSeq lists its product as uncharacterized. The coding region runs from base 365 to 556 and encodes 63 amino acids. The transcript is spliced from 2 exons. The record is from RefSeq and is a predicted model, not a curated record. Lineage: Eukaryota; Fungi; Ascomycota; Sordariomycetes; Sordariales; Lasiosphaeriaceae.